Fusarium fujikuroi IMI 58289 is the source of this 618-nucleotide messenger RNA. RefSeq lists its product as uncharacterized. The record is from RefSeq and is a predicted model, not a curated record. The transcript is spliced from 2 exons. Bases 1 to 618 code for a protein of 205 amino acids. NCBI's taxonomy places the organism in Eukaryota, Fungi, Ascomycota, Sordariomycetes, Hypocreales, Nectriaceae.
AUGAGUGAUCACCUUUCCGUCGAGGACAUUGACGACGCUGAACUUCCGGGCGCUCUGCAGCGACUCGACAAUACUCAAUUGAACCGCACUGUUCAAGGCCUCGAUAGCAAUCAGAUCCCUCGUAUCUUACUUGCCACCAAGAGCAUGAAUGACGAACAUGCCCAGCGUAUCAUCCAGAGUCUUGACCCCUCAACGGAUAACCGCAUCCAGACCUUCGGAGGAAUGAUGUUCUGGGGCACGAAUAUCCAGUCGGGUCCCGGAAAUCCGGGCCAUCCCACGUUCUGUGACAAGUUCCCUCAUAAGACAGGUACUGGAAGGUUUGUUUGUGGCUGCGGCUGGCAUGAUUCUGAUCAGGCGGUGGACGACCUCAUCGUGCACUACUUCUUGUUGAAGCAAAACGGCAUCCUCUGGUCGCACGUUGAGGGUGCACCGAAUGAGUACAUGUGUCGGGCAUGCUUCAACGACAAGCCUGGAAGUUUCAAUAAGUAUGAUUUAAACGACCUUAAUGCUCAUAUUUCUAAGAACCAUGUUAUCAAUCCCUACACUCUGGAUGCUUCUCUCAAGGGCUCGUAUGGGCAGUACUUGGGGCAGCGACCAGGCUAUUACUACGAGAUUUGA